Molecule: messenger RNA, 1865 nt
Organism: Amoebophrya sp. A25
Lineage: Eukaryota; Dinophyceae; Syndiniales; Amoebophryaceae
Source: the annotation of a GenBank genome assembly
ACGGAAUGGAUCCUGGGAUGAAAAGAAAAGCGCUUGAUAUUCAGAGCUGUUUGUGGCGAUCACUGAAAUGCUUAUGUCUUUACCUUAUUGAUGGUAGACGACGAAACAGAAUAUGUGACAUCGCGACAAAUCAGAUGCAAUAUCUGUGAGAAUCAGAGGAAGUCACAGAAAGCCUCGCUGUUCAUUCGAAGUUUUUUUCUCUCCGUCUUGAUAUGGAUUCAUAAGUUUUAUCUGAAAGAGAGUCUUGAUUUUAUUCUUGUUUGAUUUGUUAACAUGGACGUAAGAUAGUAGUAGUACGCACUAUUGUCAGGUUGGUAAUUCCAUACAAACUGAAGAACUACAUGAAAAUUAGUAAACGUCGAUCGGUACAAGAUGUCAUCGUUACUAAGCUGCACUUCUAAACGUAGGCCCAGACUACAGCUAUAAAACGAACAAUCAACAAGAAUCAUAUGAGGAACCUCUAUAGUAAUUGUUUUGAUUUAAUUUCGUAAAAAGUGAUUUAUUCUAGUAGAUAUAUAUGUAUUAGUACCCAUGAUAAAUUCUAAAAGUAUUUUUGACAGAGGACUUUUUCUUUCGUCGUGAUCCCAGUUCGUUUACCCUGAAACUCAAGGAUUUCACCGUAUGCCCAAAAACCUCACCGCACUUUUCGUACACAUUCAGUCCCAUGAUCUCAUGCAAUUUCAGCGUCUCUAUAUCUUGUUGUUCUAAACCCUCUAAGACUCAAGCCAUAUGACGAGGCAGCUGAAUGGAUGCAACCGGUUUCGAGUGUGGUGUUCGAGGAUGUGGCUGCAGAGUUGUUGUAGAAGAAGAUGUGAGGGAGAAAACAUUAAUAAGCGAGUACUCAUUUUCGUGAGAAUACUAUAGUGCCGUUGCUACUAGUAAAAACCCAAGCCCGGUGUUGUAGUACAACAUCUGGCAACAAGUAUAAGCCUAAUAUAGAAUCUCUCAAAAGAUCAGCAAUAUCAUCAAAUGUGCAAUCGGCUGUACAAGUUAUAUCAUGCAGUAAAAGCGAUCGGAAAUCAUUUGGAGUUCUAUUGUUUAUCCAGUAUCAAAAUUUAUUAGGCUCGACGAUAAGUAUACAGAAUGAAGUUUUCUUAAUUGCAGAAUUUUCUUUAUAUGUUGUCAUUUUCCGAAAUAAGCUGGAUGUACCCCUAGAAUAGGUUUAAUACUACGACUACUAGGAUACGAUCUUUCUACGAGUCUAAUCAUAGGAGUCCUGGCAAAAAAGUCACUAUCUCAUCGCACUGCAGAGAAUUGAUGGUCGAAGUUGAGUAAAUUGAUAGAAUUGUGUGUGAGUUACAUAAUUACGAACUGCAAAAACAUGAACACCAAAAAUUCGAAUAUUUCUUUCUUGUAAUGUCUACUGUCGUGAUAUUGUGCCCAUGAUGCCAGGCGGUGAGAAUUCUUACACGCUCAGCGUCUUGCUGCUCUGAUUAUGAUGAAAAUCUCUGGUGCUAGUUGGUGCCGUAGGAAACUGCAGCUGCGACUAGAGAAGACAACACAGAUGAAAGAGCAACAAACUCAAUGACGUAAAACCUGACAUGACCCCCGACAACGUAAUGUAUCCCCGUUAACGCCAAACUGAGGUCUUUAGUGGUUACAUCCCAACAAUAUGAUGGCGGAGAGGCGCUUUUCUAUUUGUACUUGUUAAGCUCGCAAAGGACACGGUACUGAUUCCAAGGAACGCGCAGCCUCAGUUUGUUCUGUUCGAAUCCUGGCUCCGAAUUUUGUGCUCCAACUCUCAAUCUCAAAACUUCAGUUUCUCAGGAUGAUUUUUCUAGUCCACGUGUCCGGGUCUGCAAUCAGAAAAGGAGCUGUGGGCCCUUUUUUUCAUGUGUGAAAUCCGGAGACGAGCAAUUAUAUGA